Molecule: messenger RNA, 6444 nt
Organism: Penicillium argentinense
Lineage: Eukaryota; Fungi; Ascomycota; Eurotiomycetes; Eurotiales; Aspergillaceae
Product: guanine nucleotide exchange factor DCK1
Exons: 1
Coding region: 1-6444 (2147 amino acids)
Biological process (GO): small GTPase-mediated signal transduction
Cellular component (GO): plasma membrane; cytoplasm
Molecular function (GO): small GTPase binding; guanyl-nucleotide exchange factor activity
Source: RefSeq, a predicted model, not a curated record
AUGCCCUGGCGGCCGCUGCCUCGCAUCGCCUUUGCGGUGGCUAUCUACCCGUUCCACCCGUCCUCCCCCGCGGACCUCCCCCUCGAACUCGGCGAUGAAUUGUACAUUAUUGAACAGGGAGGCUCAGAUGGUGAGUGGUGUCGAGGAUAUCUAGUGGCGCCACCCUCGCUGCUCGCGGGGUUGACGAGUACCAAGGGUCAGACACUGGAGGCCCGCGUUUUCUCCGGAAUCUUUCCGCGGAAUUGUGUUGAGAUUCGAGAAGUACUGGGCGACGGCGAGGGCUACAAGGCACUGCUCAAUGGCGAUCGCAAGAGUGUGGACCACUUGACGCUGUCUGGCCUGGACCCCGAGUACGUUCGCAACAGUGUGGCCGCCUACUCCAUGGUGGAUUCCCAGAAUGGCGGCGAAUUGUCAGAUGCCGUCUUUGGGAAAAAGGGGAAACCGACGCAUAUCACGAUCCACAAAACCGAUGAGCCAGAUCUGGCGAGUCCGCGAUCGAUGCAUACAUACCGCACAGGGUCGAUCCCUCAUACACCCGUGGCGUUUGCGCCACGCGAUCCUGAUGCGCCGAAGCCUGCGGCACCGGUGCCCAUGCUGAAGAUUGGUGACGAGACCCCGACCUCUCUGACGGAACCUUUGGUGGAUGAAAUCGCUUCAUGCCUUCGCGAAUGGCACUCCACGAACUUGCAUGAACUACUCCUUGCCCAGCAGUAUGACGUCCUCGAAGAAAUGUCGACAAUAGUCCAGGAAUUGGAUUUCGCGCGUCGUCAAUUGUUGCAUAAUGUGUUGACCAGUAAAGAGAAGGAAGCGCUGCGAGACGACACUGUGUGGAAGCUGGUGAGAGCAAACAAGAUGCUCAGUGGAGAUGUGAUUGUUCGGGAUCCAGAGCAGAGAGGCCGGUUGUUGACUGGCGAUGACUCCGCUAUUCAACUAGCCAAGCUGCAAUCCGAGAUGAGCAUGCUUGACAAUCGGCCCGUGGUCAGCUCGGACAGUACCGCGCUGAACCAUCUACUAUUGGAAAUCAAUGCACUAUCCGGCAAUUCUAUGGGCCCGGUGUCACUCGGAAUGCAGCUCUAUUCACGAUCUGAUGCUGGGGCAUUCCACCCGCUGUCCGAGACGUAUAACCUGGAUAUUCCGUCUCCAGAUAAAUUUGUUAGCUUGACCCAGAGCAACAAGUUGAAGACCUUGUUCACCGAGCUGGCAGCCACUGAUAUUGGUGAUGGAUCUGCCAAUGGACGUCAACUAUAUCUGGUGGCCUCCGUGCGGGCAUCCGAAUCGCGCACCACAGCUGAUAGCACACCGGCGUCGAGAUCGUCCAUUUCUAGAGAUAGCCCCUCUUCUCCAAAGGCUGGUACAGCCGGAGGGGUUCAGCCAUCAGUCAAGGGAAGUUUGCGGACACGGCGAAGCAUGAUGUGGGCCCCCAAAACGAGGACUGGAACCAGCCUUGACCAGCCCAACAAGCCAAAUGUCCAAGGGGCCCUGCGCUCGUCCAGCAGCUCGUCCAGCGUCAAGGAAACACCGAACAAUAACCAGUCAUCUUCGAAGGAUCCAAAUGCAAUCCGUACUGUUGGUGUGGGAAUCUUGGAGGUAUCACCGGUUCUCCGACAAGACCGUGAUACUGAACAGGUGAUGAACAUUUGGUCUGCUCCCCGUGAGGGUGAGGAGGGCGAGGGUCACCCUGAUGGCUUCGACAAGCUCCUCCGCCACCUCCUGCCCAGCCCGACUGGCCGUUAUGUACGCACCGGUCCGGCUGCACGACUUCAUGUCCACCUGCAUCCUUUCACAAGCACGGAUCCCGACGACCUUGUUCGCCAGAACCCGACGAUUCUUCACGAUGUUAUCCAGACCAGGCGGAUCGGGUUCUCAAAGGCUCCGACACGACCGAGAUCUGACAUCUACGUCACCCUCUCGCAGGCCGUGCUGCCACCUGACGCACUCCUCUCUCAUCCUUCUGCAGGUCAAAUCCCUGUGUCAUUCCUUACUGGUCUUCGCAAUCUCCAGCUCACCCUGGAGGUGCGCGAUGCUUCUGGAGCUCGAGUCGACCGGUGUGUCUUCCCUUCGUCAGCCCCUAUAUCUCAUACGGCUUGGCGCACAACCAUUGCCGAACGUGGUUCACCUUGGAACCAGACUAUUCGUUUGAAGAUCCCGACUGAGCAAAUUCCUGGCUCUCAUAUCAUCAUGAGCGUUGCUGAUGCACCUGAAUUCCCAUUUGCCCUGGCUUGGAUGCCACUUUGGGACCAGCAAGCCUUCAUUAAAGACGGAAGUCACUCUCUUCUCCUUCACGCAUAUGACAAGCAGACGUCUAGCAUGGAGAAUGGAAAGGGUGCUUAUCUGGGCCUGCCGUGGAGUGCACUGGGCAAGAAUGAAGCUGCCAAGGACGAGGCAGUGACCGGUCCUUUGGCAACUCUGCGCCUUGAAACACACCUUUGCAGCACGGAAUACUCGCAAGAUCAAAUUAUUUUGAGCCUGCUCAACUGGAAGGAGCGCCCUGUGGAUGAGGUUUUUGACACCCUCAAGCGCUUGCCCUUCGUUCCUGAAAUCGAGAUUGUGAAGCAGCUCCGUGGUGUAUUCGAUGCGCUUUUCGGCAUCUUGGUCGAGAAUGCUGGAAAUGAGGAGUAUGAAGAUCUAAUCUUCAACAACUUGGUUACUGUUCUUGGCAUCGUUCAUGAUCGACGAUUCAACCUGGGCCCCCUGGUGGACCACUACGCCGACGAGCAGUUCAACUUCCCAUUCGUUACGCCGUGCCUCAUCCGAAGCUAUCUGCGCCUUCUCAGCGCUGCCACCGAUAUGCACCAGUCUCGGAAUCUUCGUGCAGCCUUCAAGGUAGGUCGGCACCUGUUGAAGUUCAUUAUCAAUGCUCGCGAGCAACAGAAGGCGAAGGAAGAGGGAAUCGGUAUCACCACCGUGCAAUCGACCUUCAACCGGGAUUUGCAUACGAUUUUCAAGUCCAUGGAAAAUCUCAUGAAAAACUCCUCCCCGACACUCGUGGGCAGCAAGACCUUGAUCGUUCAGCACUUCCACUCAUGGCUGCCCGAACUUUCCAAGGUCCUGGGUCGGGACGAGAUGAUUAUGAUUGCCUUGAGUUUCAUGGAUUCAUGCAAGGACGUUACUGGUAUGCUUGUUCUUUACAAACUGGUGCUCAUCCAGAGCUACACUCAGUUUGAGAUCUUCGCAUCCGGUGAGGAGCGACAGACCUUGAUCUCCAGCUGUGUAGGUUGGCUUAAGCCCUAUUGGGGCUCUACUGCGAGCGUUUCAGACCAGUACCGAGACCAAGUUCGUCUCAGCAGUGCAAUUGUAGCCCAGUUGCUCACCCAGCCGGACGCUCAACUCUACGAUUUCAUGCCCAGCAUCGUUGCCUCUUACUGCGCUAUCUCAACAGAGGGGGUGGAAGACACUGAGUACCUUUCUCUUCUCUUCAGCAAAUCCUUCCCAUUCCAAGUCAAGACAUCGACAACGCCGCAAAGAUUUGAUGAAUCGUUGGUGGAGUUGUCAGCCAUCAUGGCUGCGAUUGCCAACAUUGUGACCCCCAAGACUCCCAAUCUCAAGGACCUGGAGCUCUCAACCUUCAUUGCCCAGGCGUUGGAGGCCCACAACUCCAUUCUGGAUUGCGAGGCUUAUCCCGAGAACUGGUUCAGCAUUCAUGUCUACAACCACCGCGCAGCCGUCAAGGGCCUCGAACAUCUUGCCUUGCUUAUGAUUGACAGGCUCCUCCCGAGUCCUGAUGAUGCCGACACAUUCGACACUAAGCUUUGGGAGGCAUUUUUUGCUACCUUGCUGAAGGUCAUCUCGAGCGAUGCCCUUGCCCUCGAGACAUUCCCCGAGCAAAAGCGGAGAGCUGUUUGGAAGAUUGCCGGCGACGUUCGUGAGCAAGGCGCCGACCUUCUGCACUCCAUCUGGGAGGCAAUUGGCUGGGAAACCUCGGAUGAAGAGAGGGAGCGAUUUGACCUAAAGAAGCUGGGUGGUUACCAAGUUCAAUACGUGCCAAACCUCGUCCCGCCCAUUGUCGGACUUUGCCUCAGUGUUCACGAAGGCCUUCGCCAUGUCGCUGUUCACAUCCUGCGCACCAUGAUUCUCAGCGAGUGGGAUCUUAACGAGGAUAUUUCGAUCAUCGAGACGGAAAUCAUCUCUAGUCUGGAUUCGCUAUUCAAGUCUAAGCAUAUGAGCGAGAGCGUUAGCCAAAAGAUCUUUAUCACUGAGCUGUUGGAUGUGUUCGAAGGUGAUGCGGAGUCUGAUGAAGGCUUGUUCAACGCUGUCAAGGGUCUCAUUUCUACCGUUGAUGAGCUACUCGAUCUGCUGAUUGCUUCUCAGAGCAGCACCUCGACCCAGAGUCUACAUGCUCUGAAGCUCAUGGAGUACAUGAAGGAUAUGGGCCGUGAAGAUAUCUUCAUUCGGUAUGUGCAUGAAUUGGCCGAUGCCGAAGCUGCUGCUGGCAACUUCACCGAAGCCGGUCUCGCCCUCCAAUUCCACGCCGACCUCUACGAAUGGGACGUCAACAGACCGCUGCUGGAGACCCUGACGCCAACUUUCCCAGCCCAGACUGCCUUCGAGCGCAAAGAGGCCUUGUACUUCUCUGUCAUCCAGCAUUUCGAGAACGCCAUGGCAUGGGCCCCCGCUUUGGCUUGCUACAAGGAGCUUGCUGCUCACUACGAAAGUACGACUAUGGACUUUGCAAAACUUUCUCGGGCCCAGAGCUCCAUGGCCCGGAUCUACGAUUUCAUCGCCAAGGGUGGCAAGCAGUUCCCUCGAUACUUCCGUGUCGUCUACAAGGGUCUUGGCUUUCCUGCCACUCUCCGUGACAAGGAGUUUAUCUUCGAAGGCUCCCCUACUGAGCGCAUGGCUUCUUUCGUGGAUCGGAUGCAGCGAGAGCAUCCGACAGCCCAGAUCGUGUCUUCCGGCGAGAUCCCCGACUACGAAGGCCAAUUCCUGCAAAUCACCAGUGUUAGCGCUCAUCGAGACGUUGCCCACCCAGUCUAUCAGCGAUCGAAGGUCCCGCAUUCCGUGCGUGACCACUUGCUGAUCUCUGAGCCGUCGCGCUUCUCCGCUACCUCGCGCCGACACACCAGCAGCUCUGAUGUGCGUGAACAGUAUGUCGAGAAGUUGAUUUUUAGUGUGGCAGAGCCGUUCCCCAAUAUUCUGCGCCGCAGCGAGAUUAUCAAUGUCCAGGAAAUCGCCCUGUCGCCUCUCCAAACUGCCAUUGAGCGGACUUGCCGCAAGACGCAGGAACUGCAACUAUUGGAACGACGGGCUGCUUCGGGUGAGGAUAACACUCUAUCCAACCUCACUGAAGCUUUGGACCAGCUGCUGGAAUCGAGGUCGUCGCCAUCCAACUGCGUUUCGAUGUAUCGCGCCUUCUUGAGUGGUGCCCAAGGUACAAAGGACAAGUACCAGGACGUUGCGGAAGGAAAUGAAGAUGAGGAGGACGAGGUAGAGGACGAGGAGGAACCGGAGAUAAUGGAUCCGAUGGAGAACGCGCUUGCUGUUGCCCUCAUCGACCACGCUUUGGCCAUUAAGCACGCCUUGUCUCUCUACCAACGACCUGCCCAGCAAGCGACCCAAGCCGAGCUGUUCCGUCGUUUCGAAGACGUCUUUGAGCCCGAACUAGCGUCACUUUCUACCUCGCCUCCGGAGUACUCCUCACCCACACCCACUCAACCUGCCCGUCGAUCCCCUUCCUCGUCGGAGCAUCGUCGCACUCAGACUGCCCAACGGUCCGUCAGUCCCGAGCAAGAGCUCAUUCGGGCGUCCCGCGGCAAGUCACACACUCGCAAGCGCUCUGAACGACAGUCGGUCAGCCAUCGGAUCAGCAUCAUCAAUCCUUUCAGACGCCACGGCCAUGGGGCAUCCAACUCGAUCUUUACCAUCCAACAAUCCGACAGCAAGAACCAACUGGACCAGGAAGACGGUGAAGACGACGCAGCCACCAUCCACAGCCGCGCAACCAGCCACUCGCGCGGUGACAAGCGGCGCAGCUGGUUCGGCGGCGGCGACAAGAUCAAGUACGGAUCCUCUCCCUCUGUGGCUGAUGACGGUUUGAAGAAGCGCACGUCGCGGAGCGCCUCCCGCGACACGACGGCGCAAUCUCACGACGGUCGCAGUCGGGCAGGAUCCCAACAUCGCGGCCCAACGGCCAGCGGUGCCGCGACCAACUCAGAACGACCGGCCCCUGCGUCCAGUGGUGGUUGGUCGACUCUGCCUCCCACGCGCGAUUAUUCUCGCCCGGUGACUCGCGAUAGUGCCCAUACGGGACGCGACAUGACGGUCGGCACCAACGGGACCCCGCGGGGGUCAUACACAGCCACAGCCAACAACACCACUGCUAAUGCCAAUGCCGCGAACCACGGGGUGCGCGACUCGGUGUUCCGACGCUUCAGUUUGCUCAAGGGUGUUGGGCGGAAGAACAGCCGGAUGGAUUUCAAAGCCAAUGGUGCGCUGCCGGAGGAGUAG